Mytilinidion resinicola is the source of this 1273-nucleotide messenger RNA. RefSeq lists its product as uncharacterized. The record is from RefSeq and is a predicted model, not a curated record. Bases 491 to 1162 code for a protein of 223 amino acids. The transcript has a single exon. Lineage: Eukaryota; Fungi; Ascomycota; Dothideomycetes; Mytilinidiales; Mytilinidiaceae.
AAUUACUUCCCAGACCUCAAGAGCGAUGAAAAUCCUUUUCCAUUAGGCCUGCCGUCGACCGCAAUAUGUAUAGUCUAUGCCGAAUCCUCAUCGCUCUCUAAACUCACGUUUCUCGAAACACACUUCCUGAGUACCGUCACUCCAAGCUGCAUCAUAUUGAGCUCGCCAUGAAGCGAAGUGGCGAGUCGAACGAGCACGAGUGCCUUGCACAAUUUGGCGGGGAAAACACGAAGGUGCUUAAAGUAACCAGAAGCACGUCUCAACCUCUCGAAGCCGAGCCUUGCCCGACGCCAUCAGAGGAAUUGGGAGGCGUGCUGAAAAGUGACGAUAUACCAAAGACGGCAGAGAAAGUCAUAGAAAAGACGAAAUAUCAUAGGGAAGUAUUGUAUAGCUAGGUACUGGUGUGUACGGCCCUUGUCUGAAAUGGGAGAAAUGGGUGGCAGAUUAUUCAUACCGGAAAACCACGCAGCGCACCGAUCGGUUGGCAGCAAUGGCAGGCGUGAUUCAGUACUUCGCCCGGGAGACAAAUUGGACGCCAGCUUUAGGACUGUGGAAAGAGGAUUUCGCUGCUUCAUUACUUUGGUCGCAUGACGAAAAGCUAAAUACAACAUCAACACGGGUUGACAGCUCCGUCUUCUAUAUGCCAACUCGGUCCUGGCUGUCUCUGAUCAAAGGCGUCAAUUACGAUCAUCCGGGCAGACAUCGUCGCUACACGGCUCGAGUCCCUACUAUACCUGCGAUCAACUUCGACCUUCGCUGCGACUGGGAAGGCCCAGAGUUGACGGGACGACUCGUUCGUGCAGAUCUCGAGAUCACUGGAGUACUCGAGAUCGUGAAAGUGACCUCCCGCAAUGAAUCAGACGCACUACAAUGCUCCCUGGUCAACGGAACGGGCCCCCUGGAAGACGUUUUGAUUGAUACACAGAAUGAUUUGGCCGAUUUGCUUCGGCCGGGGGCGACUGCUACACUUUUGCAAAUCUGUGUGUAUCACUCAAAGCACUGGUCCACAUGGAGGGACGGCUUGCUCCUAAAACGAGUGGGAAAGGCCGGAAACAUUCAAACAUUCGAAAGAAUCGGCAUUGGCAGCAUUCGAGACAGGCUCCUCGAAGACGGCACCUCACAUGCUUUCCGCGGACAUCCAGAGACUAUCAAACUUCUGUAGAGUGACUUAAUGUGCUCAGAAAUCCACCGUACACACCAGUACCUAGCUAUACAAUACUUCCCUAUGAUACUUCGUCUUUUCUAUGACUUUCUCUGCAAACGUUUUCACUUC